AUGGAUGACGUCGAAGCUUGGGCUCCUAGACCCACGCCGUACCCACCGUUCUACAACCUUGCACGCCCAAACACUUUCGCCGACACACGCUUGUCGUCCUCCGAGGUAUUCACUGCUGAUCAGGACUAG
Molecule: messenger RNA, 129 nt
Organism: Parastagonospora nodorum SN15
Lineage: Eukaryota; Fungi; Ascomycota; Dothideomycetes; Pleosporales; Phaeosphaeriaceae
Exons: 2
Coding region: 1-129 (42 amino acids)
Source: RefSeq, a predicted model, not a curated record